AUGGAUGCUAGCAGAGGAGAUAAUGCAGAGGAUGGAGGAGGAGGUAGAAUGCAUGAAGAAGGCGAUGCAGCGCGCACACCAAGCAACAAUUCAGCAUACCCAAACAUCAUGGGGACAGGCCAAAUUGCAGGUGCUCGGGCAAUCAGCGCAAACAACAGCUUGCCCAGUGGUGGAACAAGUGCACAUAGUGCUGGAACAAAUGCAAGCACAGGAGCUGGGAGCCUUGGAGAGCAGACAAUAAGCGAACCAGCAACUCCAGAAUCUGCUGGGAUCGAUGCUGAUAUGGAAGGCAACAACAUGGAGGCAUAUUCCACACCUAAGACACCUUUACAAGGGACAAAAUUUGACACCCUGGAGAGCGCACGUGACCACUACAGCACCUACGCGCGCAGGACUGGCUUUGCAAUUAGGCAGCAAUUCAAGAAAGAGAGGGUUGAUGGAACUAUAAGCAGGGUGCUACUAGUUUGUACAAAAUAUGGCAAACGACGCAAGGACAGGGAUGAGCUGCAAGAUGUGGAAAACCCAGCCAGCAUUGUCAAGAAGAGGAAAAAAAAGAAAGUUGUUAGGACUGAAUGUGAAGCGCACAUGUACCUACCCCACGAUGAUGCAUGGUGGACUGUUGACCGUUUCGAGGACACCCACAAUCACCCCCUGAUCAAAAAGCCGUCCCUAACAAAAUUCUUAUCAUCACAUCGGUACAUUCCGAAGGAGGAGCAGGACUUCUUGAGGGUUCUGCACGGAUGCAACGUUGAGACUGCGAGGCAGAUGCAGCUGAUGUCAUGGUUCUACGGGAGCGCUAAAGACGUACCCUACACGACACAAGACAUUGCUAAUCAACGAGCUAAGUUCCGCUUAGAGCACCGCCACAAGGACGUUGGGAGCACAAUUGCAUACUUCCAAGAGAUGAGGGCCAAAGAUUCAUAUUUCUACUGGAGAAUCAAACUUGAUGAUGAGGACAGGGUUGAGAACUUGUUCUGGAUAGAUGGCGCAUCACGCAGGGCAUAUGCAAAGUAUAAUGACUGUUUGUCGUUUGACACGACAUACAUGACAAACAUGUACAAGAUGCCGUGUGCACCAUUCAAUGGAAUUAAUAACCAUGGUCAAUCCAUCCAGUUUGGGUGUGGCUUCGUUCGAAACGAACUAAAGGAAAACUUUGUGUGGUUGUUUAACACAUUCCUCCAUGCAAUGGGUGGUGUUGCCCCUAAAAACAUCAUCACAGACCAGGACUUUGCAAUGAGGAGUGCGAUCGACGGGGUCUUCUUGAACAUAAUACACAGAAAUUGCCGCUGGCAUAUAAUGAAGAAGGCGCAGGAGAAACUUGGAAAACUUAUGGCCGGUGAUAAACCACUAAACAAAGUGUUCAAAGACUGUGUCGACAACAGCUUGACUGAGGAAGAGUUUGAAAACAAAUGGUGGGCAAUGAUGGACGAAUAUGGCCAGAUCGACAACGAACAUUAUCAAUGGCUGUGGGAAAAUAGGAAAUGUUGGGCCCCAGUGUACUACAUGAAGCAUUUCUUUCCAUUCUUGCAGACAACUGCAAGGAGCGAGGGAUUCAAUGCUGUGCUCAAGAAGUACAUGAACCCCAACAACUCAUUGAUUGAAUUCGCAACUCAAUACACUGCAAUCCAGGAGAAAGUAAUGGUGGUUGUGGCGAAAGAGCAAGUGGACACAAUUUACAAAGAGGCAGACAUGUAUUCAUUGAACCCAAUCAAGUUACAGAUGCGAGGGAUAUACACACAAAAUCUGUUCUCCAAGUUCCAGGUAGAGAUGAAGCUAAAGACUGCUUACGGAUGCGACACUUUGCAAGAUGGAACCUUCAGGAUGUGGUCGCUCCGAGGCAUACUACCAAAGUAUGGGGAUAGGGACUACCAUGUGCAGGCGAACAAGGAUGAAGGGUUAUACUCAUGCACUUGCUGCAAGUUUGAUCGCGAUGGACUAUUGUGCGCACACAUACUACGAGUAAUGGAACAUAUUGGAGUCUACGAGAUACCGAGGAGGUAUAUCCUGGAUAGGUGGACAUGGGAUCCAGAAGAGGAUCUUGUUCAGCCUGAUUACCAACAGCCAACAGUUAAGAAGGGAAUGACAGAGGAAGGAAAAAAUAUCAUGAGAUAUACAUCUAUUCUGAAUGAUUUCAAGGAACAAGCAAAAGACGCUUGCACUACUGAUGAAGGGAUGACAUUGGCAAGGAAACAUGUUAAUGCUUUCAGAGACGACAUGGAUGCACUAAAAAAGAGGCAGCUAAAGAAAGCAAGAAAGGAAAAAGAUGAGGGAAAAGAAGCACAAAUGUUUUCUUCACCACCAGGGACUAGUGCCACUGAAGGUGUCCCAGUAGCGCAUCAAGGAAGCAUUCCUGUCACGCAUGUGUCUGGCAAUAUUUUCCAGUUCCAGGGCUCACAUGCCGAGGGAUCCCAAUCAUCAAACACAAGAGUGAUACUAGACCCACCAAAGUCUACUACAAAAGGGCGUCCGAGAGAGAAAAGAUUCCAACACCCAUUUGACAUUGCAAAGCCAAAAAAAGAGAGGAAGUGUCGAGUCUGCGGGUCGACAGAUCAUGAUAAACGCAAAUGUACCUUACCCAUCCCGCACUGA
Triticum aestivum (bread wheat) is the source of this 2589-nucleotide messenger RNA. Its product is annotated as protein FAR1-RELATED SEQUENCE 5-like. NCBI's taxonomy places the organism in Eukaryota, Viridiplantae, Streptophyta, Magnoliopsida, Poales, Poaceae. Gene Ontology annotation, molecular function: zinc ion binding. The coding region runs from base 1 to 2589 and encodes 862 amino acids. The record is from RefSeq and is a predicted model, not a curated record. The transcript has 3 exons.